Colletotrichum navitas is the source of this 2162-nucleotide messenger RNA. Its product is annotated as Peroxin 13, N-terminal region-domain-containing protein. NCBI's taxonomy places the organism in Eukaryota, Fungi, Ascomycota, Sordariomycetes, Glomerellales, Glomerellaceae. Gene Ontology annotation, biological process: protein import into peroxisome matrix, docking. The record is from RefSeq and is a predicted model, not a curated record. Gene Ontology annotation, molecular function: protein binding. The coding region runs from base 399 to 1685 and encodes 428 amino acids. The transcript has 3 exons. Gene Ontology annotation, cellular component: peroxisomal importomer complex; peroxisomal membrane; peroxisome.
GCAUUGUGACUACAUGUACAGACAGUAUAGGUAGUCACCGACUCCUCCCCAAAGCGCGAGCCCAAUCUGCCUUUGCAAUCCCGGCGACUCGUCUCUUCCCUAGACUCGAAUUCCACCCCCUCUUCUUCUUCUUCUUCUUCUUCUUCGACGCAUCAUUCAGCGCCGUUGUCUUAUCGUCCGAUAUCGCGACUGAUCGAACUCGAUUGCUUGCUUUCACUCUGGGAGCCUGGCUCGGUUGAAGCCAUCCUUCGUCGCUUUUCCGGAGCCUGGCGUGCACACCGACCGAAAACACGCGGCCGAGGGAAUUCGCCACCACCUUUACCGAUAGGUGGGAUUGCGAGAUAACGCCGAACCGACUCAGUAUCCAAGGAAACUUCUUCCUCACGGGAAAAGUAAAUAUGGCUUCCCCUCCAAAACCCUGGGAAAGGGCCGGUGCUACAACAACAGCUGCCUCAACAGCGGCCCCGACUACCGCCUCAUUUGCGACCCCGACACCGGCAACCUCCCUUGCCUCCUCCGGUAGUACCCCGCCCGCGGUCCCCGAACGACCGGCUUCCCUCAACGCUGCCGUCAACCAGAACGCCGCUGCCUACAGUAGCGGUAUCGGUGCGACGAACGGCCCUUACGGAACCUACGGUGGCGCCUACUCCUCACCCUACAGCAGUCCGUACUCUAGGAUGGGCUCCUACGGCGGAUACGGCGGAGGCAUGUAUGGCGGCUACGGCGGCAUGGGCGGCGGCAUGUACGGCGGGGGUAUGUACGGUGGUAUGGGAGGCUAUGGAGGUAUGGGGAUGGGUGGAAUGCCCAACGACCCGAAUAGUUUGACGAACCGAUUCAACAACAGCACCCAAGCGACGUUCCAGAUGCUCGAGGGUAUCGUCGGUGCCUUCGGAGGCUUUGCUCAGAUGUUGGAAAGUACAUACAUGGCCACACACUCGAGCUUCUUCGCUAUGGUAUCGGUAGCCGAGCAGUUCAGCAACCUGAGGGAUACUCUGGGCUCGAUCCUCGGCAUCUUUACGUUGAUGCGCUGGAUCCGCACACUCAUCGCCAAGAUCACCGGCCGUCCACCCCCGGCCGACGCGACAGCGCUCACACCGGCAGCCUUUGCCAAGUUCGAGGGCCGUCAGCCCAUCGGUCCCGACGGCGCUCCUCUGGGACCUCCUAAGGCCUCCCGUAAGCCGCUCUUCUUCUUCCUUCUUGCCGCGUUCGGUCUUCCGUACCUCAUGCGCAAAAUGAUCAACACCAUGGCUGCCUCGGCAGAGGAAGAGGAAAGGCGUCGCAUGGCAAUGGCUGGCGAGCAACAACCUCUAGACCCCUCCAAGCUCGACUACUGCCGUCUUCUCUACGACUACACCCCUCAGCCCGGCAAUGCCGUAAAGGACGUUGACAUGGCCGUGCGCAAGGGUGACCUCGUCGCGGUCCUUUCCAAGAGCGAUCCUAUGGGCAAUCCUAGCGAGUGGUGGAGGUGUCGCGCCCGUGACGGCCGUCAGGGCUAUCUCCCAUCGACGUACCUCGAGGUCAUCAAGCGACCUGGCCAGCCUCUGGCCGCUAUCAAGGCUGCCCCUAGCGACAGCAGUCGAACCAACUCGCUGACCAGUGCCGUUCCGGAGAAGGCACCGGAAGUCAACUCGAAGAUUGGCGAUGUGUCACCAGAGAGCUUCCAGAAGAGCGUAUUUUAUAACUAAACAAGAAACGAACCUGCGGUCAGCGGGGCAACCUCGAUGGCAGAACGAUACGGUGGUGCUAUAGGUUUUCUUUGUAAGAUUUGUACGAUCCGGCACUCUUUUUGGGGGUUUCUUUUCCAUCUCGACAUGUUUUGAGGAGGUCCUCUGUUUCUUUUUGGACUCAAAAGCUGGGCGUUUAGGUUUACGAAUAAGUCGUGGCAUGAGAAGCGGUUAUGUGGCCGCUUGGUUGCUUUGGUUUCAAUUUGCCACGAAUACCCAAAGUGAAGCCACGAAGGCAGGUCGCACGUAUUAGGUCAAGAGAGUUAGCUGUUUAUUGAUGACGAUCCUUAUCACCCGGCAAGUCCUGAGCAAGAUUUUGCGAUGCGUGAUGGGCGAGAGGCGUGCGGCAAGAAGCGGGCACUCGAUGGCGACGAGUGUGCUGUUGCGACUUGACUGUGGCUUAGAGCAGAGCCUGGACUGAUUCACAUGAAUAUCCGC